Molecule: messenger RNA, 1005 nt
Organism: Saprolegnia parasitica CBS 223.65
Lineage: Eukaryota; Oomycota; Saprolegniomycetes; Saprolegniales; Saprolegniaceae
Exons: 2
Coding region: 1-1002 (333 amino acids)
Biological process (GO): oxidative RNA demethylation
Cellular component (GO): cytoplasm; nucleus
Molecular function (GO): broad specificity oxidative DNA demethylase activity; ferrous iron binding; oxidative RNA demethylase activity
Source: RefSeq, a predicted model, not a curated record
AUGGCCGACGACGUGGACCGCUUCCGGCCGCUCGAGAAGCAGUAUCGCCAUCGGGGCAACGACCACAAGAACGCGCGCCAGCGUCGACACGACGCCCACCGGCAGACCGACCGCGUCGAAUUCUCGGGCGUCAUCGACGUCCAUGCAAAGGAGGCCAACGCGGCUGCCAACAUGGCUCGCCUCCAUGGCCGCGCGCUGUCCUCCGAGGAGCUCGCCUUCAACUACACCAUCCUCAGUCCUCGCGAUGCAUACAUUUACGAGGUCGACGGGCUCCGUGGCUUGAUGGUGCUCACUGGUGCCAUGCCCAUCACGACCCAAGUCGAAUGGGCCUUCCGCGCUGUCCGAGCCUACUCGCAACAGCCCUACAACAACGUGACCAACCUCACGGGCGAUCGAGGAGCGACGACGAGGCUCUGGCAAGAUGCAUGGCACGAAGACGCGACGACGUCUGGGCGGCCAGCGUGGAAGGCGUUCCAGGCCUUGCGCUGGGCCAACAUCGGCGCCCACUACGACUGGACAGCGCGACAGUACGUGGCCGACCCCGACAUCCCGCCGCUGCCAGAGGAGCUCCAGCAACUCGUAAAGGAGGUGUACGCGAUGACAAGCUACGUUGAUGGCAGGGACGUCGAGUCAGGCAUCGUCAACUUUUAUCCGGCGGGGACGUCAAUGGGCGGCCACUUGGACAACGCCGAGUCGGACAUGAUCAACCCGAUCGUGUCACUGAGCCUCGGGACGCAGUGCAUUUACUUGCAGGGCGGCUUGACGCGUGCGACGCCACCGACGGCGCUCUGGCUGCGCAGCGGUGAUAUCAUUCUCAUGGGUGGCGAAGCCCGUCGAUGCUUCCAUGGCGUCCCGCUCGUCACAGACAAACUUCCCGCCGACUUUGCGGCGUGCACCCAAGCGCUGAAGCACACGCACAUCCCGGCUGAGGUCGACGCCUUCGCAGAUUACAUCGCGCACGCCAGAGUCAACAUCAACCUCCGACGCGUCGCGGCCCGAUGAAAC